Messenger RNA from Marmota flaviventris (yellow-bellied marmot), 2264 nucleotides. It is a transcript of the gene Slc2a4rg, whose product is annotated as SLC2A4 regulator. Lineage: Eukaryota; Metazoa; Chordata; Mammalia; Rodentia; Sciuridae. Gene Ontology annotation, biological process: regulation of transcription by RNA polymerase II. The record is from RefSeq and is a predicted model, not a curated record. Gene Ontology annotation, molecular function: RNA polymerase II cis-regulatory region sequence-specific DNA binding; DNA-binding transcription factor activity. Gene Ontology annotation, cellular component: nucleus.
CCGCUGCAGCCUCGGCGGCCGGCCGGCCAUGGAAGCCGAGCUCUCCCCAGGUCCGGGUCCGGGCUGUGAGCGCCCCCAGCUCCGCGCCGGCGGUCGGGACCCCAGUGCGCUACGGGCCGAGGCGCCGUGGCUGAGCGCGCAGGGCUCGGGCCCGCGCGCCGCGCCCGUGACGGUGCCGGCGCCGCCACAGGGCCCUUCUAUGGGCGGAGGUUUUGCGGGCUUGGAGUUCGCGCUGCCGCAAGAGCCGCAGGCUGCAGACCUAGGGACCCCGGGGACGUGGGCGGGGGCGGCUGGGCUCCCGACACCGUCGGUGCACAUCCCGGUGCCAGCGCAGAGAUCCCCCCCAGGAAAAGCUCGGCUAGAUGAGGUCCUGGCCGCGGCAGCCCUUACAAGCCUGUCUACUAGCCCCCUCUAUCUGGGGACCUCUGCUGUAUCCUUCAGUCCAGAGCCUGACUUGGAACCCUGGAGGGAGGCCCUGACGCAGCCCACUGACAGCUAUAGCAGCAGCAGCAACAGUGGAGACUGGGUCUGGGACCAGGCCAGCGACCAGUCCUCCCCGUCCACACCAUCGCCCCCACUGCCCCCUGAGGCAGCCCACUUUCUGUUUGGGGAGCCCACUCAGAGGAAACGGAAGGUGAGCUGGGGGAGCCCAGGGCGGGUGGACUCGAGUGCUGCUCCUGACACACACCCUGUUGCCCAGAGCGCGGUCCAGGUGGUGUUCCAGUGCCUGUGGAAGAGCUGCGGGAAGGUGCUGCACACAGCCUCCGCCAUUCAGAGACACAUCCGCCUGGUGCACCUGGGCAGGAGACGGGCAGAGCCUGAGCACAGUGAUGGUGAGGAGGACUUCUACUACACUGAGCUGGACAUUGGUGUGGACAUGCUGACCAAUGGGCUGUCCAACCUGGCCCCAACGUCCCCUGAGGCCCCUGUGCCGCCUGCCUUCCCCCAUCUGGACCUGCCCAGCCUGCUGCGGCCCCUGGCCCUGCCCCUGCCCCCUUUGCUUAGCUCUGCAGUUCCUCCCAAGACAUGCCACGGUGACCAUGCCCACCAUGCUGGGGAGGCAACAGGUGGCAGCUGGGAGCAAGUCUCAGGGCACUCUGGAGAGGAGCGAAGUCCAAGUUGCAGCUCCCCCCAGGGCUGCCUGGCACCCGUCCAUGUGGACCCACAGCCCACUGAGGGCCAGGCCACUGCACCAGCCCUGCCCUCCAAGCUUGGUGCCAGCUUGAGGAAGCCCCGCGGUGAUGCCAAGAAGUGCCGGAAGGUGUACGGCACGGAUCACCGGGACCUGUGGUGCACAGCCUGCCGCUGGAAGAAGGCUUGUCAGCGGUUCCUGGACUGAGCCCACUGGCCCUGCUGUCCCACCUCCUGUCCUGGGCAAUCACCAGGCCUUGCCUCUUGUAGCUGUGGGGCUACUUCCUAAGGCAGGAGACAGUAGGGGAGAUGGUGACCCUGGACCCCAGCAGUGGGGAAAGGGGUCCUGCUAUUCAAAGUGCCUCUGAAGAAGCCAGCGUUUUUGCACUAAAGCCAAAUAACAUCAGUGUCCUCUUGGCCCCAGGAUUGUUGCCCCCCUGCCUGUUGGCCCAGGACUGGCCAAGGAUGUUGGCAGGCCAGCUGUAGGGUUCGGUCCAAGAGGCACUUUGAGGGGUGUUGAGAAGGGGACUCCCAUACUCACACCUAAUGCAGUGGUUUAGGGGCCAGGGCUGACUUUUUCCAUGUUUCUGAAGCUCAGGUGUCUCACGUCUGGGCCACCAGGCGAGGAGAAAAAUUAAAAAUUGGGUUUUUUUUCCAGAAGCUGAGUCUGCCUCCUGGAGGGAAGGAAUGGGUCCAGGACCUUGUGGGCAGGGAUGGGGGGAGGCCACGGGGCUGGGGGUCUCCAAUCCAGCCCCCUGUAUCCAAGAUGAGGCCGAGGAGGGGGCUAUCUGAAACACAGGAGGCAUCUGCUGGGAGCAGCAAUUUCCCAAUUUAUUGAAAGUAAUCGCUUUGCAAGAAUGUCUAUGCUAAUCCCGUCACAGAAAGGAACUCCACAGGCAGGCCUGGAGCCUGUGGAGGCAAGCAGGAAACUCCAGACCCUCUGUAGAGAAGAGAAGGUGAUGCUGGCUGCUGGCCUGGCCUCUGGCUACCAAGACCUAGGCAGCAGCUGUGAUUUUCCACCAAUGGACUGAAAAACCUCCCCAAAUAUUAAACACAUCUCCAGUACAAACACAGGUUUAUAAUAAUAUAUAAAGUCAAUAUAAUAGAGCAUCCCAAGAAAAAAAUCAACAGUC